Sordaria macrospora k-hell is the source of this 1650-nucleotide messenger RNA. The record is from RefSeq and is a predicted model, not a curated record. NCBI's taxonomy places the organism in Eukaryota, Fungi, Ascomycota, Sordariomycetes, Sordariales, Sordariaceae.
AUGAGGCGAAUCCUGAGCUUCAUUGCCUAUGCUUUCGUUCCUACAGUAAUUAAUGCGGUGCAGAUAUCCGUCGACGAGAGUGCGUCCAGCAACCCGGUCUUCGACGGGUAUGUCAGCUACAGCAUCGAGUUCUCUAGCUUCCCCGAGUUUGCAGGAAACAACUCUCGUCCAAACACCUUCUCCGAGAAUCUUCUGGGCAACCUGGGUAAGAUCAUUGGUACCAAGCCGUACAUCCGCGUCGGCGGCAAUACGCAGGACUAUGCCCUGUACAAUGCCUCGCUGCCCUAUGGUCUGAAUGGCACAAUUGAUCCCAAGCGUUCAUCCGAUUAUCCAACCACCAUCUUCAUUGGCCCUUCAUUCUUUGAAUCCUACAACACCUUCAAGAACACCAAGUUCAUCCAUGGCUUCAAUCUAGGCCUAGGCGGCAACCGGACAUCCGGCUGGCAGACGCUUCUGGACACGGUCCCGCUUGCCUGCAAGGCCCUGGGCGGCGGGAAGCUGUUCGCAUGGACAUAUGGAAACGAGCCGGAUCUGUUCUCUACUUCUGCCCAGGGUCCUGUGAGACCGCCCAGUUGGAACGAAGCAGAGUUCGUCGACCAAUGGCUAAACGGCACGAGAAAGAUCCAAGAGCUUCUCGAGAAGAACUGUCCAGACCUUGCUAAAAAUGGUACCUACGAGUACAUCGCACCUUCGUUCGCCGGCGUGGGGAACAAGUUGAAGGCACCGAAAGCGUGGGGUGAAGGGCUCAACGAGGACAAGAACAUUAAGCUGUUUGCUACGCACAAUUACAUCAGUGGCGCGACCUCCCCAGGGGUUACCCUCCAAGGGACCCUGAUGAACCACUCCAUGACCAAGGCUUCGGUCGAUGCCCACAUUGUAGAGUACGACAAGCUCCGCCGCUCAUCUUUGGCGAGACCAACUCGUUAUACAACCAAGGCCGACCGGGGCUCUCAAACACCUUUUGGUGCAGCUCUCUGGGGUGUGGACUUCAACCUCUAUUCUGCGAGUGUCGGUUUCAAGAGGGUACACAUGCACAUGGGUACUAAUUAUCGGUACGCCUCCUGGCAACCGAUAGCCACCACAAAAGCCACCAUCGGCACCAAAGCCCCUUACUACGGCAAUAUAGCCGUAGCCUCCUUCCUCGCGCCUCCUCUUCCCUCCUCUCCAGCCUACUCUUCUUCCUCUUCACAAGCAACAGUAAAACACCUCCCUAUCCCCUCCACCCCUUUCCUAUCCGCCUACGCAGCCUACCACUCCACCACCCUCAGCCGGCUCAUCUUCCUGAACAUGAACUCCUACAACACCACCGCCUCAGGCGAAGGCCUCGUCCCUCUUCCCCCCACCUCGCUUGUCCCGAGACCGUCGGUGACGUUCAACUUCACCUUACCCGCUGCUUACUUCAAGGGCAAGAAGGAGGUGGUGGUCAAGAGAUUGAUGGCUAACGGCAGCGAUGCCAUUACGGGCAUUACCUGGGAUGCGUGGAGCUAUAAUUGGGAACUAGAUGAGGGGAAGCCGGUUAGGUUGGCGAAUGUGACAAGACGGAGCGAAAGUGAGAGGGCGUGGGUCGGGGAGGGGGUUAGUGAUGGUGGGAAGGUAGGAUUGGGGGUGGUGGUUGAGGCGGGGAGUGUGGCGCUGGUUGAGUUUGUUUAG